AUAUAAGAUUAAAAAACUUAUUUAAAAAUAAUCUGUAUUCUAGAAAUAUCGAAAAAUAUACACCAUAACGAGGUGUGCUAGUGAUCGAAGCAAGCGCCCAUGCGUACUUCGAUUGAAAUUCUAAUCAGACUGUAGAACAAAAUCUGAUAUCGUGUUUUGUGCAAGCCGGGUAGAAAUUUAAUUUGUGUGUAAUUAUUUCGAAUAAUUUUUAAGAUGCAUCGUCUUCCAAGUGUAUUACGUAGCACUGCUUUCCGCCAGCUAUCAGCACGAUCAUACGCAAAGGAUGUUCGUUUUGGCCCAGAGGUUCGUGCCUUGAUGUUGCAAGGUGUAGACAUUUUAGCUGAUGCUGUUGCUGUUACAAUGGGGCCUAAGGGCCGCAAUGUCAUUUUGGAACAAAGCUGGGGUUCACCAAAGAUCACUAAGGAUGGAGUCACUGUAGCGAAGGGUAUUGAUCUCAAGGACAAAUUUCAGAAUAUUGGGGCCAAAUUAGUCCAAGAUGUAGCUAAUAACACCAAUGAAGAAGCUGGUGAUGGUACUACUACUGCUACUGUGCUUGCCAGAGCUAUUGCAAAGGAAGGCUUUGAAAAAAUAUCUAAAGGAGCAAAUCCCAUUGAAAUCAGACGAGGUGUUAUGCUGGCUGUUGAUGCAGUCAAAGAAUCUUUGAAAGGAAUGUCGAAGCCUGUUACUACCCCGGAGGAAAUUGCACAAGUUGCUACCAUUUCUGCCAAUGGAGACAAAGCUAUUGGAAAAUUGAUCUCAGAUGCAAUGAAGCGUGUUGGAAAGGAAGGUGUAAUAACGGUUAAAGAUGGAAAAACUUUACAUGAUGAACUUGAGGUCAUUGAGGGCAUGAAGUUUGAUAGAGGAUACAUUUCACCUUACUUUAUGAAUUCCAGCAAAGGUGCUAAAGUAGAAUUCCAAGAUGCCUUAGUUUUGUUCAGUGAACAAAAAAUUAGCUCAGUUCAAAGCAUUAUUCCUGCUUUGGAACUUGCAAAUACACAAAGAAAACCUUUAGUUAUCAUUGCUGAAGACAUUGAUGGUGAAGCAUUGAGCACUUUAGUUGUAAACAGACUGAAAAUUGGACUUCAGGUUUGUGCAGUAAAAGCACCUGGAUUUGGAGACAAUCGUAAGAACACAUUGGUAGAUAUGGCUGUUUCUACUGGUGGUAUUGUAUUUGGUGAUGACAGCAAUUUAGUCAAACUUGAAGAUGUGCAGCUUUCUGAUCUUGGCCAAGUUGGGGAAGUAGUAAUUACUAAAGAUGAUACUUUACUACUUAAAGGCAAAGGAAAGAAGGAAGCUAUUGACAAUAGAUGCCAAAGAUUGCGUGAUGAAAUAGCACACUGCUCCGGUGAAUAUGAAAAAGAAAAAUUACAAGAACGAUUGGCUAGAAUUUCAGCUGGAGUAGCUGUUCUUAAAGUUGGAGGAUCAAGUGAAGUAGAAGUCAAUGAGAAGAAAGACAGAGUUAAUGAUGCCCUAAAUGCCACCAGAGCCGCUGUUGAGGAAGGAAUUGUACCUGGAGGUGGCACUGCUCUUUUGCGUUGCAUUCCAAGCUUAUCUGAACUGAAAGCAGGAAAUGAAGACCAAUCAACAGGCAUUGACAUUGUUAAGAGAGCAUUGCGCAUGCCUUGCAUGACCAUUGCUAAGAAUGCCGGUAUGGAUGGUUCUGUUGUUGUUGCUAAAGUAGAAGAAAAUACUGGAGAAUUUGGCUAUGAUGCUUUACACAAUGAAUAUGUGAACAUGAUCGAAAGGGGAAUUAUUGAUCCCACUAAAGUUGUUCGAACUGCUUUAACUGAUGCUUCUGGUGUAGCAUCAUUGUUAACAACUGCAGAAGCUGUGGUCACAGAAGUUCCAAAAGAAGAACCUGCAAACCCAAUGGCCGGAAUGGGCGGCAUGGGUGGUAUGGGAGGAAUGGGAGGCAUGGGUGGAAUGGGAGGCAUGAUGUAAAUUGAUUUUCAUCUGCAGCUCCAAUUUUAUAUCUAAGUUGUCAUAGAAGCUUGUAAGUUUUAUUAUCCAAUUUUCCUCGAAAUCAUUUGUAUAUAAGAUUUUAACUUUCCUUUUUAGAAUUAACUUGAUAUAGAUAUAAGAUUAAGAGGAGAAUUGAAUAACAAAAUUUCUAGUAUAGUGGUCAUGUCAUGUUUAGUUAAAUUCAUAAAUUAUCAAAUACAAAAAACAUUGCCAGUCAAAAUGUCCAAA
Messenger RNA from Ctenocephalides felis (cat flea), 2190 nucleotides. Its product is annotated as heat shock protein 60A-like. Gene Ontology annotation, cellular component: mitochondrial matrix; mitochondrial inner membrane. Gene Ontology annotation, molecular function: ATP binding; ATP-dependent protein folding chaperone; protein-folding chaperone binding. The record is from RefSeq and is a predicted model, not a curated record. Lineage: Eukaryota; Metazoa; Arthropoda; Insecta; Siphonaptera; Pulicidae. Bases 214 to 1941 code for a protein of 575 amino acids. The transcript is spliced from 10 exons. Gene Ontology annotation, biological process: mitochondrial unfolded protein response; apoptotic mitochondrial changes; protein refolding.